AUGGUCGUUAUUGGAGCUGAUCAAGAUAUUCUCUCAAAAAUGGAAGAAAAAACCGUAACAGUUUGUGGUGAAAUGGUGCGUUCACUGGAUGCGAACGGCAAAGAAAUAGUGAUUCGACGAGAAGUUUCGAUGACAGAAACGAGAGAAUCUAGUCUAAAAGUGGACAUUCCGUCAGAAGACGUCAACGAAGAUUCAGAAUCUUCUACUGUCAAAAAGAUUCAAGAACCAUCAGUGACGUCUGUAGAAAGUAUUGAAAUACCUGUGGUCAAGAAGGACUCACUGGACUCACCGUCGGGAAGUACAUCUCGUGCGGGGUCGUCGGUGUCGGCCACCGCGAGUCCAAUGCAUCGAAAUACAACAUCACAACAUGGAGGACUCUUCGUCUCGGCUCCCGGAAAAAUUAUCCUUUUCGGAGAGCAUGCUGUCGUUUAUGGGAGGACUGCAAUCGCCGGCUCGAUCGACCUACGUACAUAUGUUUCGUUAUAUACAUCAGCCGACGGACGUAUUUAUUUGAGUCUUCCUGACUUGGGUGUUGAGAAGACAUGGAUGUUAAAAGAUUUACUGAAAGCGGCGGAUCGUCUUGCCGCUGAAUAUCCAAUUGAGGAGGAUCAACCGCCAUCAUUGGAAAUUUUGGUACCAAUUGCCAGAAAACUAUCGGGUUCAUGUGAGGAUCAAUGCGGUGUUCAGCAUUUGGCAAUUCUUGCUUUCUGGUAUCUGUUACUCGGAGUUGCUCAUCGUAAGAGUGGACUCAAUCGUCUGGUGCGUGGAUUACCGGCUCCGCCUCUUCCUGAAGGACUUCACCGAACAAAUCUAUCGGUUAUGACGAAUUCUCAUCAUUUCGGUGGUGAUGCGGAUAGAUCUGAAGCUGAAAUUGCAUUGAGUCUACCGGUUCCACCGUUGACUCCUCUACCGUCUCCAGGAGCUCAAUCGAGUGCUCCACCAGCAUUUCCAGUAGUGUCACCUGCUCCAACACCAACUCCAACGUCUACACCGACACCGUUGUUGCCUGGAAACUUGCGAGCCGAUAGUCCGGCUGUUCAACAAGAUUUGCUCGCCGUUAAAGCGACAGUCAGAUUCAAGUUGCCAUCAUGUGUCGGUCUUGGAUCAUCUGGAGCAUAUUGUGUCUGCAUUGCCACGUCACUGCUUCAGACGGCAGGACUCAUUCCACCACCGACGAUUGUGGCGGACGAGCAAGGAAAUCUAACAUGGGAGGAGGAACAUUUAGACAUGAUUCGCAAGUGGGCGACCGCCGCCGAAUCUCUCAUUCACGGACGUGCAUCGGGUUUGGACGCGGCUGUCUGCACUUUUGGCAGCCACUAUCGUGAUUACGGAUAUCAGAGUUUUACGCAUCUCGGUCAUGUAGGAUGCUUUGGAGGAGUCGCCAGUUUCAAGCCGGGACACCCAAUUGAGCACUUGAAGAAUCUUCCGGAUCUUCGUGUUAUUUUGGUGAAUUCGAAAGUGGAAAGGAAUACGGCACGAAUGGUUCAGACGGUGAAGGAGAGGUUAAAGAAGUUUCCAGAAGUUGUGGAUGCAAUGUUCGGAUCGAUUGAUGCGAUCUCUCUAGAUGCUGCUAAGAUUCUGCAUCGUCCACUGUUAGAAGAGAACGGAGGAGGAGAUUCUGCAUCGACGGUACAGGAAAAUGGACUCGGACCGUUCGGAGGAAAUAUGGUUGAACAAGAUCAUCACUCGCUUCAGCCAACACGCACUGGAUCGGUUCGCUCGUCGUCUCUCUCAUCGUAUGUCGGCGGUGGAAAACGGAAUUCGUCGGCGUCGGUGAUUUCGGCGACGUCGGAGAAAGGAGAAAAUGUGGAUACGUUCAGCAAGCUUAAUGAUCUAUGCCGGAUAAACAAUCAAUUGUUGAUUGCAUUGGGUGUCGGUCAUCCGAAGGUUGAUCUCAUUUGCACCACAUUGGCUCGAUACGGAAUACACCCGAAAAUGACGGGAGCCGGUGGCGGUGGAUCGGUUUUCGCUUUCUUGAAACCUAAUACCCCACAAACUCUGCUUGAUAUGAUAGACGGUGAGCUGAGAAGUCUUGGAUUCGAAGUAUGGCAACCACCACUCGGAGGUCCAGGAGUCGUCGAACAUCAGACGCGUCCCGAACUCUUCCAGACGCCCGUUUCAUCGACACAAUGCUCGACACCAGCGUCGAAACAUAAAUAG
This is a messenger RNA of Caenorhabditis remanei, 2160 nucleotides long. RefSeq lists its product as uncharacterized. Gene Ontology annotation, molecular function: ATP binding; mevalonate kinase activity. Gene Ontology annotation, cellular component: cytoplasm. The record is from RefSeq and is a predicted model, not a curated record. Gene Ontology annotation, biological process: cholesterol biosynthetic process; isoprenoid biosynthetic process. Bases 1 to 2160 code for a protein of 719 amino acids. The transcript is spliced from 14 exons. NCBI's taxonomy places the organism in Eukaryota, Metazoa, Nematoda, Chromadorea, Rhabditida, Rhabditidae.